AUGACACAAGAUUGGUUAAAAUCACCACCAUCCUUGCAAAAGCUAGGUUCAUCAAAACACUGGUUUGGUGAUGGAAUUUUUGAAACAUGUCCCAACAUCUUUUCCCAAAUAUAUACAAUUCAUGCCAAAAUCCACAGUGAAAUACAUCCUCUUGUUUUUGUAUUGCUACCAGGGAAGUCGGAAGAAAUUUAUGUUAAAAUGUUAUAUGCUCUUGUUGAAGGGAUGGAAGUUCAUGGAAUUGAAAAUGACAUAACUGAGCAAUGCCUGGAAAAAUCACAGAUUACAUGGAAAAAUGUCUGCGCAAAUUAGCUAACAGAAAGAAGAAACGUCUAAAUGAAAUUGGAACUGAAUGAUAAUUGACCGGGAUUUAUGAACCUCGAUGGUACUAAAAAAAAAAAGAAAAAAAUCCUACAAACGCGUCAAGCGGAAUAUUCCCGCUUCCUUAUUAUCUGAUUGAAAGCAUACGUUUCCUACAGAAAUAUUGAGAACAUUCGGUUUUGAGCAUUUGAACGGAAUGGUGGAAGGAAUAUGGGAUUGCAUGAUUUAUUUCCUUUUCAAUAGCGUGUAAAGAGAACGUGAACUGGCAAAUCGAAACCGGCUCACUGUAAUUUUCACAUCUACAUCAGUAUUACUCAAACAGGGCUCUCAUAACAGACAAGGCUUGUGAACGCUGAUAUUUCAAUUUAAAUACUAACACAUCAACCUCCAUAAAUCUUCUCACUUAUCAGAUACCUAUUAACUUUUCUUCCUAUUAAACAAUAAAAACAGAAACGACAGUCUUC
This is a messenger RNA of Octopus bimaculoides (California two-spot octopus), 782 nucleotides long. RefSeq lists its product as uncharacterized. The record is from RefSeq and is a predicted model, not a curated record. Lineage: Eukaryota; Metazoa; Mollusca; Cephalopoda; Octopoda; Octopodidae.